AUGGCCCUGCACCUGCCCACUGCAGUCGGUGCAAGCAGAGCUUGCAAGUCCUAUGAGCUAUUCACCUCAACUGUCUUGAUGCUGAUCUCGGUCCACCGUCUGCAAGCCAAUCCAGACGCUGCCUGCACUAUCAACAGUCACUUUUUGAAACUGGAAGCGAUGGGAUUCCUCAUUCAUGUUGUGGGCCUCUAUUACAGUGGUGUCAAAAUGCUGCCCCUAGCCUUACAAAACAUAGGGGAGUCCGUAGCGGGUCUCUCGCAGCUCUGCAGCCGGUUUCUCCGCCGCCAGCCGGAGAGGGGGGUCCCAGCCUUCCUCCGUGCCGGGGGAAGCUGCGGCCCCGCUGCCCAGGCUGCGCCGGCAGCGGCAGGCAGAGCCGCGACCCCCAAGUCGGUGUGCGAAGGGUGCCAGCGAGUUAUUUCGGACCGGUUCCUGCUGCGCCUGAACGACAGCCUGUGGCACGAACAGUGCGUCCAGUGCGCGUCCUGCAAGGAGCCCCUGCAGACCACCUGCUUCUACCGCGACAAGAAGCUCUACUGCAAGCUGGACUACGAGAAGCUCUUCGCGGUGAAGUGUGCCGGGUGCCUGGAGGCCAUCGCAACCAGCGAGCUGGUGAUGCGCGCCCAGAAGCGCGUCUACCCCCUGCGCUGCUUCUGCUGCUGUGUCUGUGAGCGGCGCCUGCAGAAGGGCGAUGAGUUUGUGCUGAAGGAGGGGCAGCUCCUCUGUAAGGGCGACUACGAGAAGGAGCGGGAGCUGCUGAGCUUGGUGAGCCCGGCUCUGUCGGAUUCUGGCAAAAGUGACGAUGAGGACAGCAUCUGCAAACUGGGCCAAGCCUCGGGGAAGGGCGCCGAGGACGGGAAGGAUCACAAGCGGCCCAAGAGACCCCGGACGAUCCUGACCACGCAGCAGCGCAGGGCGUUCAAGGCGUCGUUUGAGGUUUCCUCCAAGCCCUGCAGGAAGGUGCGAGAGACCCUGGCGGCUGAGACGGGGCUGAGUGUCCGCGUGGUGCAGGUCUGGUUCCAGAACCAGCGAGCAAAGAUGAAGAAGCUCGCCAGGAGGCAGCAGCAGCAGCAGCAGGAUCAGCAAAACACACAGCGCCUGAGCUCAGCCCAGACGAAUGGCAGUGGCAGCGCGGGGCUGGAGGGGAUGCUGAACCCCUACACCGCUCUGCCCCCGCCCCAGCAGCUGCUGGGCAUGGAGCAAAGCGUCUACGGCUCCCACCCCCUCCCGCAAGGGCUCACCCCGCCGCAGAUGCCUGGAGACCACAUGCACCCCUACGGUGCCGAGCCCCUGUUCCACGACUUGGAUAGUGAUGAUACCUCACUGAGCAACCUGGGCGACUGCUUCCUUGCCACAGCGGACGCAGGGCCACUCCAGGCGCGAGUGGGGAACCCCAUCGACCACCUCUACUCCAUGCAGAACUCCUACUUCACCUCCUGA
Nipponia nippon (crested ibis) is the source of this 1437-nucleotide messenger RNA. NCBI's taxonomy places the organism in Eukaryota, Metazoa, Chordata, Aves, Pelecaniformes, Threskiornithidae. The record is from RefSeq and is a predicted model, not a curated record.